This is a messenger RNA of Physella acuta, 14739 nucleotides long. RefSeq lists its product as uncharacterized. Gene Ontology annotation, biological process: Notch signaling pathway. Gene Ontology annotation, molecular function: Notch binding; calcium ion binding. The record is from RefSeq and is a predicted model, not a curated record. Lineage: Eukaryota; Metazoa; Mollusca; Gastropoda; Physidae.
AGUUGAGAGAAACUACACCACGCGGAAGGGUUAAUAUGUAGUUAGCCGACACAUUAGAAAGAUAGCGUUCGUGUUUUUAUGCUGGCGAAACCCUCUCGCUACAGCACGGAUUUAGACUGGUAAAAUAUUCUGGAUUAUGUACACACUGGGGGAAUAUUUUCUCGCAACUGGGUUACUGCAAGUUUCAAGCGUGCUGGUAGUGUUGUGGCGAUGAUAGUACUAUGGUGUGUGUUAGCCUUGCUGUGCUGAUCACCUUUAGCGGCUGGUGUUAAUAAAACAGCGACUUGUUAACAACACAGGAAGUGUGUUAACAAUAGUGUGCUACAUUUGGGAAGUGAUUUCAAUAUUGUGAUGUGCUGAGACGUGCUAUCAGCACAGUGAUGUGCUUCACCGAGUUGUGCUGAAAAAAUUGUGAUGUGCUAUAUUGAGGGGUUCUAGCUAUACAGUGAUAUGCUACAUCGAAGUGAGCAAACAAUACAGUAAUGUGCUACACUGAGAUAACUGCAGGAUGUGAAAUACAGACUUUCUUAACUUGUGUACAAAUUAAAUUUUCUCGGAUUAAAAUUAAAACUUCGCACUGAAUUAUCUUGUUGCAGAGAGGACAUUUUAACGUUAAAGUGUGUUGGAUUAUAUAUGCUGUGUAACUCUGGAGUUCGGUUUUAUUAUUUAUUAUUUGGCAACUUUCUUUGAAUGAAAGAAUGUGAAACGUUUAUAACACGUGAAAAACAUCCUGUCUCCUACUGUUUUAGCAGUAGAAAGGUUAUGGCCCGUAGGCCAAAAUGGCUUAUUUCAGAAAUCCACAGAUUUGGUUUGAGCUCAAUAGCUUUCCUGGCAACAACUGUUCUAGUGUUUGAUAUAUUUUAUAUUCAACUUGCCUAUUGUGCGAACGUAAAGAAUAAAAGAAGCAUACUUGAACCGUACGCCAAAGUAAAUUUUUCAAGCUGGUACACCUGUCCAUCAGGCUGGGAAUUGUACAACAACAAUUGUUAUAAACUCAUUGUGCCAGCGCUAACGUGGAGCCAGUCACAAGCUGUGUGUGACAGCUUCGGUGGGGUUCUGGUGAAAAUUAACAGCUACACAGAACAACAAUGGAUCAAUUAUUUUGUUUCUCAACAUGAAGAAUCAUCCCCAGUAGAUGACAUAAGCACAUAUAAUGGAAUAUGGAUAGGGCUUGUUCAUUUUUCUAAUCAGUCUCUCCAGUGGUCUGAUGGAGAGGUGGCUGUUAAACAAGAUGGUUUCUGGACACUGGAUGGACUACAUAAUUCACUUGUUGAAACUUCAUCAAAGCUUUGCUGUGAUAUAAAAAAAGAAUCUUUUGAAAGUAAUGAUUUACGGUGGGAGUUGAAUGAUUGUGAGAAGAAAUUGUCUUCAUUAUGUGUGAUCAAACCAUGUGAAAAUAGUGCGCUCAGGUGUAAUAACAGCAACCAGUGUAUUAGCAAAAACUGGAUAUGCGAUGGUGUUCAGGACUGUAGUGACGGUUCAGAUGAACUGAGCUGCAGUAAUGGAAACUUGGUCUCAUCUCAGUCUUGUGGCGGUACACUUUGGGGACUCGCAGGAAGCUUACAGUCACCAAACUAUCCCAACCCAUAUCCGUCCUACUCUAACUGUACAUGGACUGUGAAAACAGAUCCCAUGUUAGCUAUACAGAUUCAUGUAUGGAAUCUUCACAUUGAAGACAAAUAUGAUACCAUACAUAUUUAUGAUGGCUCUGGAAUCAGUGAAAGAUCGCAGUUGGCUUUUUUUGACAAAAGUUCAUCACAUGAAAAUGUGAUGUCUUCAGGCAGCGUGGUGACAAUCAAUUUCCUGUCAGAUCAAUCAGUGCAGGCCACUGGAUUCAACAUAACAUGGACAACUGUCACCCUAGAAUCUGUGUCCUGCUACCACAAACUGCUGGCUGAAGAUAUAGAAAAGCAAGAAAAGUUCAAUGCUUCCAAAUCAAACUUAGCUAGAGGCCAAUUUUGUGAUUGGUUGAUCUCAGCACCUAAUUCAGAAGUUGUAUCAUUGAGGUUUAACCUUGUGAUUCUUGAAGCCAAUGAUACCAUCACAGUUUAUGAUGGGAUUGACAUGAACUCUCCCAUCAUCACCCACAUCAACUCCAGUCAUGGUGCUAUUGUUCCCAGUGAAUCUCAUUCCCUCAGCAGCUCUCCAGCAUUUCCAUCAAUCAACAUUCCACCUGUUAUUGUUUCUUCAGGGCAACUUGUACUUAUUCAUUUUUUUAAAGAUAAAUACACUAAUGGGCAAUUCAAUGUUUCAUAUGUUAAAGGUUGUGGUAUCGUCUUUCCGUAUAAUUCAAGUCUGAUCUUGUCACCUGGCUACACCAGCUCCCAGUACCCCAACAAUCUCAGGUGUGAGUGGAAGGUUUUAAAAGACUUGUCUCACACUGAACUCAGGUUUAUUAUUCUUCCACCUUUCUUCACAGAGGAGGGGAAAGAUGUAGUCACUCUACAGAACAGCACCUCCAUUCUUCUGAAUAUGUCAGGAUCUUUGUCUGAUCAGUCGUCACUCAUUUCAUCACACAGUAACUUUUCUGUCAAGUUUAUCACUGACUCCACUGUAAACACUGGCAGAUGGGCUGCUGCCUUUUCAUUUGAUUGUGAGGAAGCUUCAGUUAAUGACCCUCUUGUGAUCAACUCAACUGAGACCUAUUUCGGGGUUAUUGUGAAGUAUUCAUGUGUACCAGGAUUUACUCUUACUGGCUCGAAUCAAAGGACCUGCGGCAUGCUGGGUAAAUGGUUUCCUGCUCAGCUGCCAUCAUGCGAAAAAAUCAUCUGUGGAUCACCACCUAUUCCAGAGAAAGCUUAUUUGGUUCAUGUAGAUGGAAUCACAUUUGGCAGCAGAGCUAACUACAGUUGCCUGUUUGGCUACAGAUUAGUGGGCAGAGAAAUAGCUGAAUGUGGACAAAAUGGCUGGGAAAAUGUGCCUAAGUGUGAAGCUAUCCUUUGUCCAAAAGAAAGACCACCAAACAAUUCUAGAGCACUAGCUGAAGAUAUAAAGUAUGGGUACAUGCGAAACUACACUUGUAAUGAGGGAUUUCAUAUGAUAGGCAGGGAGUUCUCUCACUGUAAUCUUUCUGGACAGUGGAGCCAUGCAAGACCCAUUUGUAAUGUUUCACAGUGUGCCAAGCUGGAGAAAAUCUGUAAUGGUCAUGUGAACUCAACAUCAGCAGUUGCGGUGGGUCACUCCCUUCAGAUUUUCUGUGAUGAAGGUCAUCAGCCCAAUGGCUCUGAUCUACUCACCUGUUUACCAACUCUCCAAUAUGACAACCCAUUCCCAUCAUGCAUAGAUAUUGAUGAGUGCAAGAAUCCAGAUGCCUGUGGGGGUCACCUGUGCCAGAACUACCCAGGUGGGUUCAGCUGCAGGUGUGAUCAAGGCUACCAGCAUCCCCUGGACUCCACGCGUAACUGCAUUGAUAUAGAUGAAUGUAGCAUUGAUAAUGGUGGAUGUAGCCACACAUGCGUUAACUCCCCUGGCAGCUACCACUGUAAAUGUCCUUCUGGCUACCUUCUGUAUGAUGGCCCCUGGGACCAUAUUGGCAACAUGACGCUUCGUCCCAACAAGACCUGCGCAGUUACCUGUAAAGCUGUGGCCCUAGAGAGUGGUAUCAGUGUCCUGUACAGCCAGCAGAAGCUGUUCAAUGGUCAGUUACUCCAGGGGACUCAGGCCAGCAUCAUCUGCCCACAAGGCCACUUCCCCAGCCUCUCUACUAAGCUGAGUUGUACAUCAGACCAAAGCUGGUCACCACCUGCCCCUCUUUGCCUAGAGUCUGCAUGUGAACCUCCCCGCAAUAUAAGCAACGGUCAGACAGUUUUCUCUAUGCUUAAAGUGGGAAGUGAAGUAGACUACAUGUGUGACCAGGGGUAUAAACUUGUAGGCCCAAAGACUCGCUACUGUGUAGAAGAUAAAAACACAAAUCCUGAAAAAUUAACCUUCAUUUGGAGUGGAUCAGAACCUGUUUGUCAAAUUGUGAAAUGUCCGGCAUUGAAGUCACCAGAAAAUGGAGUGGUCAAUUAUACAAGCUCUGUAUACAACUCAGUGGCAGUGUUCAGGUGCCAGUGUGGCCACAGGCUCUAUGGAAGUUCUGUUUUAAGAUGUCUUCAAAACGGCCGGUGGGACUCACCUCCACCUACCUGUCAAAUCCAGUCGUGUCCACAUCCUGGAGUUUCCCAAUAUGUUAAUUUGUCCGAGUACUCACCUGGAUUUGCUGUUGGAACACAAGUCAGCUUUAUUUGUAAAGAUGGCUAUGCACUUUCAGACGAAAGCCAGCUUACGUGUGUCCCUAAGUUUGAAACAAAACAGUCCAUCUUGCAGCCUGUGGUGUAUUUGGCAGUGCAAGUAGAGCUAGUAAUCUUCAGAGACCAAUUUAUUUUAGUGAAUGCAUGUAGGUCUUCCUAUGGCGAAAAGAUGAUUGAGAUUAUCAACAGAGUCAGGGAAGAGGGGUUGAAACUGAAUGUAACGCACAGCUUAGAAAUUUCUAAAGCGGGGAGCGCCAUCUACAGUUUUGACAGAUUUAAUCCUACAAUGAACAUCACUGUGUCUCUGUCCCUCACCACUACAACCACAGAACCACUAGACCUGUGUGAGCAUGUCCAGAGAUUUGUCAGGUUUAUCCAGGAUGUGUCUCUGGGAAAGUUCCAGGGGGAGCUGGCUUUUACUCCAGUCAGCUGCCCGGAGGUCAGCUUUAAACCUCAGUCCUCCCUGACGGUGACCAGCUCAUUUGAUUGUCCUCUAGGACUCAGUUUGAACGGGAAGUCCUGUGAUGACAGUUCAAGGCCUGUCUGUAUGGAAGAUUGUAUUAUGCCUGCUGGAACAGGUGACUCCACUUACCAGGAGACACCGCUAAUCACCACAACAGUCCCUCCAACCUCACCUCUGUCAUCCACUACUGAAGAAAGUGGAUUUUAUUCGACAACAGCUUCUACUUUUUCAAGCUUCUUUGAAGUAACAGAUUCUACAACUGUUAAAGAUGACGUACCACCAACAGUGAACUACCAUACCAGCGUAAUAACAGAUCAGUACCAUACAACAACAGAACAUUACUAUAUAACAACAAUACAUACAACAGCUACAACUGAAUCCCAAACAUCCACAGAAUUCGGCUCAUAUAAUACAGACUAUUUACCCACAACCACUGGCAACACAAAAACAACAACAUCAACACCAAAUCCUGUGACAUCCACACCGAAAGCUGCAACAUCUUCACCAAAACCCUCAACAUCCUCACCAAAACCCUCAACAUCCUCACCAACACCUGCUACAUCCACGCUGAAAACUGCAACACCUACAGAAAAACCUGAGACUCCUACCCUGAAAUCCGUAACACCCACACCAAAACCAGCGACACCCUCAGUCAAACCAGAAACGCCCACACUAAAACCUGAUCCACCCACACCAAAACCAGAGACACCCACACCCAAACCUGAAAUACCCACAGCGAAACCUGAACCACCCACGUUUAAACCUAUGACACCCAGGCAAACAAUAACUGAACCAACCACACCCACACCUGUUACUGAAGCAACCACACCCUCCACAAUCACCCCCAGUCCCAACCCAACCAGACAUCUAAUGUCAGAAACCCCACUGUCUGUGAGCACCAACUUCAGCUCCACAUUCCCAAGUACAUCAACAUCCAAAGGACAGGACAGUGAACCCAUCAGUGCCACAGAUGACCAGUGGACAGGGAACAUAACAGACAACAUAAAAUCUUUCAACACCAGCUCGGACUGCACUGAGUUGAACUCAAGCUCAGAACACCAUGGCAACAAAUCUUCAGCCAACAGAGGUAAAAAUGCCAACAGGACAGAGUGCUUCAUAAAUCACACCAAAGAGAAACAAACUCAAGCGCAGGAGCCUACAUCAAUAGCUGUUAACUUGACCAUACCAUUCUACUUAGUGGAAGUUUCUGAUGGGAUGACUGGCAGUUUUUCAAACAACACCUGUCUGAACGCUGUUCACGUCAAUGUCAACAUUAAAGUCAACGAGCUGUUGAGGGAGUUUGGGAAUGAGAUGGGGAAUAUGGUGUGUGGGGCCGCCCCUGACGCCUCCCUGGAGUUGGUCUCUGGCAACAUCAAGUUUAAAGGAAGCACUGCAAAAAUUUACCUGAAGUUUCACAUCGUCUACCAAAACUCCAGCAGACAGCAGGUGGAACGGUGCGCGGAAGAGUUUGUACGAUUCACCUACUCCGAGCUGCAGAAAAAGUUCUUGAGUGUUGAGAGCAAGGUGCUGCCCUCGUUUUGCGAGUCUCUGAGCUACACAGGUGCGGAGUUCAAGUUUCCCUAUAAGGGCUGGAGCUGCCAUAGUGGUUACACACUGGAUGAUCUCCUCUUUAUGUGCCUGCAAGAGGUUUUGCCUCAGGUAUCCAGCACACCUGUAGCAAGUAUCCCUAGGGCUAACCUGACCUUUGUAGGUAACUUCAGCCCCCUGUUUCUGCAUGACAAACUGGACCAGCUGUGUGCCAGUGAGUACAAGGAAGGCCUGGUCCGAGCACUCACCCAAGUGGAGGCUUACAUACAACGACGCUACAUCCAGUGUGAUGGGAUCUACAUUGUGCUAGCUAAUGGUGUCAAAGUUACAGUCAAGGUCCAAAUGGUGAUCAUACAGAUCAUAGCACAUCUGUACGCCUUGAAGGAGGACAUCAGCAAACAGACGUUCAUCAACUGCACCAAGUUCUUGUCUAUAGAAAUGCGUGAUGUGUCACAACGCCUGCCGUCAUUAAACCUGACCAGAGAGCUGAUACCCAUCUGUACCCCUGUCAACCUCAAACACAACGAGCUCAGAUCUGACAUCAACUAUACCAAGUUUUACUGCACUGAGGACUAUUACUAUGAUGAAUUCAAUUUCAGAUGUAUACAAAAAAGCUUAGUAAUCUAUGCAACAAAUAUUGCUUUAAAUUUCUCUGGACAAAUUGAAGACAAGCCUUGUGAAAAUGUGAUCUUCAACUCAGCCCGACACUUGAAUAAUGAAAUUAUUUUAGGAAUAAAAGAUGGCAUGAUGAGAAAGGAGCUCUGUAACACAACGGAUGGUGUUUUAAUUUUACACAAAAAGGAAACUGUGGAAUUCGCAAGCCAAAUGGAAACACUGAACAUUGUGAGAGAGAUAAAUUAUGUUAUCUGUAUUAUUAUAUCCCUUAUCUCCACAGAUAACACUGAACAUCCUAUUUGUGUAACACUGAACCUCCCUCUGGUGUUGAUCAGCCUGAGAGACAGCAAUAACGACAGCAGGCAGUGCAUGCAGGAGCUGUUUCUCCACCUGGGCACAGCUUUAUCUGAUGCCACCAGCCACAUGGUGGACAGCGUGCUGGAAGACUGCGGCACCAGGUUGACAGCGCCGGCCAAGUUUGCUGUCACCAACCAUCAGUGGCUGUGCUUGUCCCAGUACUCGUUUGACAGGCAGACAAACAAAUGCAUUCCUUCCAGCUCACAGAAUUCUCAACAGCCAAAUGGAUCAGGAAAUGGUGGAAACAAAUUUGGCAGGUAUAAACGAGACGCAUCAGUUCUCGAGACAAAAUGGGCAAGGUGGAACAAGAGCAUACCAGCUUGCAUUGAUGUAGCCCCUCCUGUCUUCAACAACUGCCCGGACAAGCCUGUUGUGGUGCCACUAAAUAAUUUCACCCAGGUGCCCCGGUUUGUGCAACUGCCAACAGCCUCGGAUAACUCAGGUGUCCAGCCAACUAUAGUGUACACGCCCUCAGACUUCAAGCUGCCUUACCUAUUUACUAAGAAUACAACGCUGAUCAUUGAGGCAAUUGAUGAAGUAGGAAACAAAGCCACAUGUAAAAUAAAAUUCAUCAUUGAAGAUUUGGUGCCUCCCAUAAUAGAUUGUCCUGCUAAACCUCUAGAGAUCAUAGAUGAAGAGUCGAUGGAAGAACUUCCUCUCUCCUACAAGAAUCUAGGCAUCUCUGUAACAGAUAACAGUGGGGAGUACCAGGUCUCCUAUGAUCCACCAGAGGGUACCAUGCAACAAUCUAUGAGAAACAUUCAAGUGCUCAUGAAAGCUGUGGAUCCAAGUGGAAAUGUGGCCAGCUGUAAAUUUUUCCUGCACAUUCGGCCUAAAGACUGCCCAGAAUGGAGUUUGCCCAGCUCAUCUGAUGUACAAAAAGUCUGUGAAAAGAAAAACAAUCAAUGUGUAUGUCACGCGCAGUGUCCGCCUGGCAAAAAUUUACUGAAUAUCGGAAAGCCAAAAUCAGAAUUUGUUUGUGUCAGCCAUGGCCAAUGGAACUACAGUUCCCUUAAGUGUGCUGCCAGUGAUGAAUGCCCUCCAGGAACAUAUAAUUCUCAGGAUAGAUGCAAUGAGUGUCCCAUUGGCUCCUACCAGAGCCAGCCAUAUGCUACACAAUGCUCAGCUUGUGGUAAAGGCCUUACCACAGCAAUUCAAGGGACUAUCUAUAUAUAUGACUGCUUUGAACCCUGUGGUCCAAAUGAAUACUCACCAACUGGUUUGAAGCCAUGUUUACCUUGUCCUGUCAAUUUUUAUCAGCCAAACAAUCACUCCAAUUCAUGUGAGGAAUGUAAACAAUCUGAUAAAUGUGCUGAAGAGUUGUGUGUCCCUGGAACUUACAGCCUGAGUGGCAGAAAACCUUGCACAUUCUGCCCAGUAAACUACUACACAAGUACUUAUGGCAGCAGAACCUGCACUGAGUGCCCUGAAGAUAAAGUGACAGCAGAUAAAGGUGCUAGUAAAGAGAGUGAAUGUAAAGUAAAAAAACCGUGUGAUCAAAGUCCUUGCAAAGCUGGCACCUGUCAAACAAGAGGAAAAAGCUACACAUGCAAUUGUUUAGAAGGAUACAGUGGCACAAAUUGUGAAGCACCUCAGGAUGCCUGUUCUAGCCUGCCUUGUCAAAAUUCUGGGACCUGUAUUGUAGUUGGUCAAUCAUUUACCUGUAUCUGUAAAGAAGGUUAUACGGGACCAACCUGUUCAUUUGUGGUGGACCACUGUCAAAGUAAUCCCUGCAUCCACGGUGUGUGUUUAAAUGUGAAUAACAGUUUUAAAUGUAUAUGUUCUGCUGGAUAUGCUCCUGAGAGAUGUGAACAACGUGUGGAUGCAUGUUCCAGCACAUCACUGACAUGCCAUAAUGGUGGAACUUGUGUCAGGUCUGGGGACGAUGUUACAUGUCAAUGUAAUGCUUAUUUCACUGGCCCUUAUUGUGAGGACGAAUUAUCUUUUUGUGGAGUUAAUCAAUGCCUGAAUGGUGGCACUUGUGUAGAUGGUCCUGGCGACUUCAGUUGCUCAUGUUUGCCAGGCUUUACUGGUAAACUUUGCCACAUAAACAUAGAUGAGUGCACAAACUCAUCUUGUCACAAUGGAGGAACUUGUUUAGAUGUCGUAGGGACCUUCAGCUGCUUGUGUGCAACUGGCUACACCGGUUAUACCUGUGACCAGCAUCUUGACCCAUGUCAAUCAAGUCCGUGUCAGAAUCAAGGGUCAUGUAGAACUGGUGGUCAGAGCGCGUUUAUUUGUCAAUGCAAGCCAGGCUACACUGGAGAGAGAUGUGAACAGAACAUAGACAAAUGUAACCCCAUGCCCUGCAGUGUAAAUGGAACAGAAAGUUGCCUCAGCUACACAGAUUCCUUCAAGUGCAAUUGUUUGCCAGGCUGGAUAGGUCCUAAAUGUGAGACUCUCACAGACUCUUGUCAACUAAAUGAUCAUUCAUUGAAUCAAAUCUACGACUGGUGCAGCGUAAAUCCCUGUAGGAAUGAUGGGAUCUGCAGGCAAUCAGAGAGUGGCUUCAACUGUACAUGUCAGCCAGGGUACAGUGGGUUGUACUGUGAAAACAACACUGACAACUGCUUGAGUCAGCCUUGCCAGAACAAUGGGAGAUGUGUAGAUAUGGUUGAUGACUUUUAUUGUCGUUGUCCCUUGGGAUUUGCUGGCAAAAGCUGUCAGGUAGACAUUGAUGAGUGUCUCAGUUUUCCUUGCUUAAACAACGGUAUCUGUGCACAGGGAAUUUCUCAAUUUUAUUGUCAUUGUCCACCAGGGUAUACAGGUAAAAGUUGUGAAAAGCAGACAUUUGAUUGCCUAAGUAGUCCAUGCUUGAACAAGGGCAAGUGUAUAGCUGGUGACAACACCUUCCACUGCGAGUGUGCUGAGGGAUUCUUUGGAGAUCUCUGUGAGAACUAUUACACCUGCUCCAAUAGAUCCUUCUGCCUGAAUGGAGGGACGUGUCGGAGAGUAUCUUUCAGGGAUGUAUGCAGCUGCACACCCUACUUUACAGGGCCAGAUUGUGGGAAAGAAAAGUCUUCAGCCUUUGAUCUACACUUUAAAGGAGAAAAAAUGUCUGCAGUUUUAGCACCAACAAUCAUUGCAGAAAAUCUUACAGAGUUUACAGUCUGUCUGUGGAGUAAAGUCUUGUCUUCUGGAACCUUCUUACAGCUUGUUUCUGGCAAUAUCUCAAUCCUAACACUGAGAAGCUCUGAAGCUCUGUCUUCUCUCUUUGUGAGUGGCUGGACCAAAACAGUCAGCAAUGAUAGGCUGUGGCACCAUAUGUGCUGGACAUUCAACUCAUCCAUCUGGACACUCUUCAGUGAUGGGAAAAUAUUUUUAGUGGGAGAGGUCAAGAGAUGGGGGACCUACAACAGGCUAAAUCUGACACUGGGUCAGCAAGAGGCAGGAAGUGAUGAGGAGUGGUUCAAAGGUCAUCUCCAUGGUGUCAACAUAUACAGCACUGUGUUAAAUCCUGAUACCAUUCUACACAUGGCUAAGGACUGCACUGUGGAUUAUAUAAACAGUGACCUUUUCAACUGGGUGACAGCAGACUCUUAUUUAUCUGGUGCUAUUGAUGUUGUGAUGCCUUCAGUGUGUAACAGAAAUAUAUGUGAUACAGAGGACUGUCUUAUCACCAGCCACCAAGCAGACAAAACGCCCCCUCAGGUCACAUGGUGUCCAGGUACAAUUGUAGCUACCAACACAAAAAGUCCAGUGUCAGUUACAUGGGAGGAACCAACAUUUUCUGACAAUGUGGGUGUUGUCUCAGUUCUUCAAAACUUGCGAUCAGGCCAAUGCCUUGCAUAUGGACAUAACUUGGUUACUUACAUUGCCUUUGAUGGUAACAACAACUCAGCAGAAUGCAGCUUUGAAAUAUUUGUUAGAAAGCAAGAGUGUAUAGAUCCUCCCCCUCCCCUCAGUGGCAUUAGGGCAUGUUACACCUGGAAACACGGCAGGUACUGUGUCCCGUCAUGCCUGCCCAAGUAUCACUUUGUUGCUCCUAUACCAGCCUUCUAUCGCUGUGGACAAGAGGGCCUUUGGGAUCCAUCUAGUGGGGAGCCAUUUUCUUUCCCAGCUUGUGCUAGUGCACAUCCACCUGCUCUGGUGAUCAAAGGCUCUGUUAAAUUUGAGGGGCCAGAUUGUUCAGAGGAACAGAAAGCCAAACUAAAAACCUCUCUGGAAAAUAUUUUGGCCAGCAUGGACCAAAAAAUGUAUCAGUGUGGCCAGUCCUGCAGCAGUGUCAAGACCCUCAAUAUCAGCUGCGUCAGUGAGAACAGGAUCAGAAGGGAGGCUCAGGGUCUCGGUGCUGUGUAUAAUGUCACUAUUGCUGUCAGUUUAAUUGAAGGAAAUUUGACUAACCUAAACAGUAUGCCAGGAGAGAUAAUCCAAAAUAUCAAGAGUUACCCAAUGAACAAUUUUACAAUGACUUCAGAUAGUCUUGUCUUAUCACCUGACUGUAAUAGUGGCCAGGUUUUAUUGAACACUGACACGCCAGUUUGUGUUGAUUGUCCUGCUGGCUACUAUGUUCAGGACCCAGUGACCUGCAGCCGUUGUCCUAAAGGACAGUACAAUGACAAGCCCCUUCAGACAGCCUGCACACCAUGUCCAGAUGGUCAGAUAACCAGAGUAGAGGGCGCCACUAGUAUAUCCCAGUGUGAGAGUAUUUGUAUGGCAGGUAGCUUCAACACAGGUAAAUCUCAGUGUGACUCCUGCCCUGUGGGUCAGUAUCAAGAUGUGGCAGGACAGUGGUCAUGUAAACUGUGUCCAUCAGGAUUCACCACCAAAGUCCCAGGCGCCAAGUCUGAGGCUGAAUGUCAAGAUAUUUGUGGAGCAGGGCAACAGCUAGGUACAGAUGGAACAUGCACCUCCUGCACUGCUGGCACAUACAACGCCAAGCUUACUGCUGGUAGCUACUGCACACCUUGUAAACCUGGCUUUACUACAGAACUUGAGGGGGCAGUCAGUGAGAGCCAGUGUAAUAUAGUGAAAUGUCUGAAAGGCCACUACAAAAGCUUGAACGAUGUGACCUGCCACCCAUGCCCACUGGGCACAUACCAAACACAAGCGGGCGCAUCUUCCUGUGAGCCCUGCGGUAUCAACCUAACAACAGAGCAGGAGGGAGCAGACAGCAAGACCCAGUGUGUCCAAGGCAAGGUUAACGAGUGCGAGCUGAAAAUUGACACGUGUGAUCAGAACAAGGUGUGUCAAGAUCUGGACAAUGGCUACUUGUGUGAGUGCAAGCUGGGGAAAACAGACAGUGGUCAAUGUAUUGAUGUGUGUGAGUACUUCUGUAACUCAACCAAGGACUGCAGUGGUGUCAGUCAGGGCAUCAACUGUAACUGUGGUGUUGAGGUCUGCUUAAAAGCACAAAGUGGAAUUAAGACUGAAUCCAUUGUCAUAGGCAGCAUGACCUUGGCUGGGGUUGCUACUGUGUUGCUAUUUGUUAUUGUUGCUGUUUACAUUCUCAGGAAAACAAAACAAUUAAAAAUCAGAAAACGGAUAAGAAUCUACAGAGAGGAGACUGAACUGGCAGCCUUCACUAACCAGGCCUAUGACUCCUACCCUGCCAGGACUGAUGUGAUUAGAACGGAGUCACCCCACAUCCACCCUAGAAAUGAAACCGCCCACGUCCCUCAAAGAAACGAGUCUCCCCGCAUCCCUCUCCGACUGGCCACUAGGUGGCACAAGAAUUUCUUUGUUUCUGAUAACCCUUCCUUCAAGUCUGACACUGAGUCCACAGACUUGUAGAAGGCAUGCGGUGUGGAAUUCUAAGGGGAAUAACCAAGGAAAUAUAAAAAAAACAGAACAAGCCAAGAAGAGUUACAGGGAAUGGUAAACGAUAAAUUAACUUUUCAGAUUUAAACAUACCACAAGACUUCUGAUGAACAUGAGGAUUUUAAAAACAAAGUGGAUUUCUAAUGACUCUUAACAUCCAGCACUUUAUAUAAGGCUGGUCCACUAUUUGGUUAACAUGGUACCAGCCACACUGUUGCCUUGGAAACAUGUUGUUGUUGUUGACUAUUGUUUCAUUUGUUCUGCAUUUACAAAGUUUCUGUUCAGCUCUGUUAUGAACCCUGUGAUGUAUCAUACAUAUAUCUAUACAUUUUAUAGUGUUAUGGUCCUCUACCCCUGUGGCACACAUAGACUUAAAUAACUGGUACAUAAGAAAGAUUUUGUAGUGCUUGUUUGGUAUGUGUUGUUGUAUCCACUGUAUCCUUUGAUAUUUGUUGUUGUAUCCACUGUAUCCUUUGAUAUGUGUUGUUGUAUCCACUGUAUCGUUUGAUAUGUGUUGUUGUAUCCACUGUAUCCUUUGAUAUGUGUUGUUGUAUCCACUGUAUCCUUUGAUAUGUGUUGUUGUAUCCACUGUAUCCUUUGAUAUGUGUUGUUGUAUCCACUGUAUCCUUUGAUAUGUGUUGUUGUAUCCACUGUAUCGUUUGAUAUGUGUUGUUGUAUCCACUGUAUCCUUUGAUAUGUGAUGUUGUAUCCACUGUAUCGUUUGAUAUGUGUUGUUGUAUCCACUGUAUCCUUUGAUAUGUGAUGUUGUAUCCACUGUAUCGUUUGAUAUGUGUUGUUGUAUCCACUGUAUCGUUUGAUAUGUGUUGUUGUAUCCACUGUAUCCUUUGAUAUGUGUUGUUGUAUCCACUGUAUCCUUUGAUAUGUGUUGUAUCCACUAUAUCCUUUGAUAUGUGUUGUUGUAUCCACUGUAUCCUUUGAUUGUACUGAAUAGUUAUUGUCCUUAAUUCUUCUGAUUAUUUACCCUGAUUGUACAGAUUAUAUUUUUUUAUCCUACAGAUUAUAUGGCUUGAUAUUAAUGAUUAUAUAUCCUGAUAUGACUAAUUAUAUCCCUUGAUUCUACUUAUUAUAUCCCUUGAUUUUAAUGAUUUUUGACAUAUAUUACAUUGCGGUGAUUAUAUCCCUUUAUUCUUCCUAGUCUGUGUCCCUUGCUUACUUUGUUAAUUUCCCAAUUUUGACUUAAUGAAAUCAGUGCUAGUAAGAUUGUACAAUGGAAGCUUUUAUUUUAAUACAAAGAUUUUAACUUUUGUGUUAGAGUGCGUUUUUAUUAUUAGCAUGAGGUUUUUUGUUUAGCUAAGUUGUGUGCAUUCCUUUCUCUGAUAUAUAUUACUACUAUUUUUAGAUACUAUUUAAUUAUAAAUAUGGAUUAGAAAAUUAUUAUUGAAUUUAAAAUAUUUAUUUUGUGUUUUCAAAUGUUGAAAAUGUUGUCUUCCAAAUUAUCACUGGUUUUUCUUGUCAAAAAUGUUUUGAGAAAAUAUUUUAAAAAUCCGUGAUGUAACUGUUGAUUUUGUUUAAGUUAUCACAUGUUUGUUUACAUACUAUCCUGACAUACUUGUUUGUACAACAACCUGACAUUGCUGAACUUGUUUGUACAACAGCCUGACAUUGCUGAACUUGUUUGUACAACAGCCUGACAUUGCUGAACUUGUUUGUACAACAGCCUGACAUUGCUGAACUUGUUUGUACAACAGCCUGACAUUGCUGAACUUGUUUGUACAACAGCCUGACAUUGCUGAACUUGUUUGU